This is a messenger RNA of Macadamia integrifolia, 3800 nucleotides long. RefSeq names its product G-box-binding factor 3-like. The coding region runs from base 2022 to 3296 and encodes 424 amino acids. Gene Ontology annotation, biological process: regulation of DNA-templated transcription. Gene Ontology annotation, cellular component: nucleus. The record is from RefSeq and is a predicted model, not a curated record. Lineage: Eukaryota; Viridiplantae; Streptophyta; Magnoliopsida; Proteales; Proteaceae. The transcript has 12 exons. Gene Ontology annotation, molecular function: sequence-specific DNA binding; DNA-binding transcription factor activity.
GCUGGAAACACUCUCGAUUAUUUAGUUGAUCUGGAUCGCUGAGUGUUGGUGAUUCUUGAAUUCAAGGUUAAAUUCUCUCUAAUUUUUCUUUUGUGAUUUAUUUGUAUUAGUUCGUUCUAUUUGAUUUUAGAUAGAGUUUUGGAUUGCUUUCACGGAUUUUUUUUUUCUUCGAAUACUACAAUAAUACUUGUUUUUGCGUAUUCGGAAGUAAAAAUGAGAGAAUUAAAAAAAAAAAAAAAAAAAAACAGAGCAUGGAAGAAAAGUUGGUUUAGAGAAGGAUUUGGGAACCCAGGAAGUAGAGUUUCUUCUUCAAGUGAAGAAAAUCGUUGAUGAUUAGAACACUUUGUAGCUGUUUUAUUGGGAGAGACUGAAACACUCUGCAAGUACCAUCUCAAUUCAUCAUUGAUCGUCCCUUUGAAAUUCGAAAGGGAACAAGAAUUUUUUUAGUACUUUUCUCUAGAACGCAUUUCAAGAAUUUUCCUAUAGAAUAAGGGUAUUUUUGUCAUUAGAUUCAUGUUGAAGUGAUUUAAUACUGCUCUGCGAUUCGUUGCUGUGAUUUCCUGACUGGGACUCAUGAGUUGCCCAAAAGUCAUUAAUACCCCUAUGCUUGUCCUAAUUUCCCAGAUGAUCAGGCGCAAGCUUAGGGUUUGGGACUUCCGAUCUUCGAAUUCUGUAAACUUCUGUUUUUGAGUUGCCUCUGAUCUUCCCUAUCCUGAUCAGAGAAAAGGUUUUGGCUGAACGUUUCAUGGAUAUAUCGUAGCAUUCAAUCGGAAUAAUAAGAAAAUCUCUUUUGAGCUUCUUGAUCUUGUUAUGGAGGAUGCUGAAGCUGAUGCUGAACACCUAUUUUAUAAAAUCUCUUUUGGGAUUUUCAUUGUGUUGACGAAAGUUUGCAGUAGUUCCAUCCUUGAUCGUCUCUUCUUGAGCUUCUUGAUCUUUGUUACGGAGGAUGCUGAUGCUGAAGACAUUUUUAUGGACAUGCUGUAACUUCUGUGCUUAUUUUGGCUGCUACUGUUCUUGACCUACACCAAAUCUUAAUCUUUAGAAAAUAAAAAAGUGGAAGGAUAUGAAACAAAAUGGAUAUAUUCAUAAGCUAUAUUGGCCAGUUAACUUUUUUAGCUUUUUGAAAACUUUUGAUUCUUCAGUUUAUUCCCUGGGUGUUUUUCUGAAGUAGGCAUAUUGAUCUACUCACUAAUUAUUUAUUUGCAUGAUUGGAAGAAAGCCUCUAUAUUACUUAAGUAGGCAAGCUGACUACUCUUACCUUUUACCUGUUGGGGGAGAACACCUCUGCUCUCUAUUAUUUGCAGUCAAGAAAAAGGAUAGGAGGGAUCAUUUUUAUUUUUUAUUUAUUUAUUUCCGUUUUCUUUAUUUCAAGAAAAGGGUCAGUUGCAGGAGCAGCUGAUGGUUUGCUAUUGUUUCAUGUUAUUUUAGGUGUUAGUUAAUGAGGGAUCAUUUUUAUUCUCUUUUGAUGCUUUAGUUACAUUUGGUAAUUUUAAACCAGGAGAAGAUAUUUAUGUAUUUGCAUGAUCCAGUGUUUGCAGCUUACUAAGCUAAACUUUGAACAAAUACUAUACAAUUGUGUGCAAUUCUGGUAUCGUCUUGGGCAACACAUAUUUAGAUAUCCAAAUUUUGACUAGAAUCCUUCACAUACAGCUCUGGAAUACUGUACUGUCAAAUUAUCACUAUGGUUACCAAAGCUCUUUGCAUAUUUGAAGCAUUUUCUGAUGUUUGUUAUUUAUAUCAUCAUUACCAUAAUGGCCAUCUUAGUUUUGUCCUAGGAAUUUCCUAUCAAAAUUUGUAUCGAAUAUGUUUGUUCUUUGUUGUCUGUUUUUGGGGUAAAUUGUUCUUUAUCAUCCUUAUGGCCUUAUUGUGUGUGUUGUGCGUAUGUACAUGAAUCUUGACAUGUUAACUUAACAGAUCAGUAGACUGAAUAUUCAAUACCAGGAGCAGAUAGCUUCCUGAGAUAACGGGAUUUUUCACCUCUCAAGCAAUCAGUGGAUUUUUUUGUGCCUUAAAAUUCAACCAUGGGAAACAAUGAAGCUGGAACACCUUCUAAGUCUGAAAAAGCAUCUUCACCUGCACAGGAGCAGACUAUUAUUCAUGCUUAUCCUGAAUGGCCGAGUGUCCAGGCAUAUUAUGGGCCUGGAGUCACCCUACCUCCACCAUAUUUUAACUCUGCCGUUGCAACUGGUCAUGCUCCUCCCCCAUACAUGUGGGGACCUCCUCAGGCUCUAAUGCCGCCUUAUGGAGCGCCUUAUGCAAUCUACUCACAUGGAGGUGUCUAUGGGCAUCCUGCAGUUCCAUAUGGAUCACAUGGGCAGGGGAUUCCACCAUCACCUGUCGUUGCAACUCCUUUGAGUGUAGAACCACCUGCUAAGUCUUCAACCAGGAAAGACCGAAGCUUAAUGAAGAAAUUGAAAGGAUUUGAUGGGCUUGCAGUCUCAAUAGGGAAUGCCACUGAUAAGAAUGCUACUGGAGGUUCAAUCCACUGGAUGUCACAAAGUGGGGAAUAUGGUACAGAAGGUUCCAGUGAUGGAAGUGAUGGGAAUACAGGAGGGGACAAAUCGAAUAGGAAAAGAAAUUGUGAGGGCACACCAUCCACAGGCAAGGAUGGGAAAUUUGAUCCUGCUCCAGUUGGAGAGGCAAAUGUCACUCCUGGUAGCACUAUGGGGGCUGCCAUGGCUCCUGUUAGUGUUCCAGGAAAAUCUGUUGGAACUGCUCCUUUGACUGCCAUGAUUUCAGGGUUGGAACUUAGUACCUCCCCCAUUGGGAAUGUGAAAACCAACUCUGGUACUGUUCCUCCUUCACCAGGUGUGGUGGUACCUGCUCGUGAUGGUUUACCAUCUGAACCGUGGAUUCAGGAUGAACGGGAGCUGAAACGGGAGAGAAGGAAGCAGUCCAAUAGAGAAUCUGCUAGGAGGUCAAGGCUGAGAAAGCAGGCUGAGACUGAAGAGCUAGCCGUGAGAGUUGAAAACCUGAGCGCAGAGAAUAUUGCCCUCAGGUCAGAAAUAAACCAACUAAUAGAGAAUUCGCAGAAGCUGAGGCUUGAGAAUGCUGCGUUAAUGGAGAAAUUAAAAGAUGCCCAUCUGCGAGUGGAAGGAGAUAUGGCUCCCAGCAAUAUCGAGUUUGAAACGACCCCACCAGACAGUACUGAGAACUUAUUAUCUAGAGUAAACAAUUUGGGCUCUGUUAAAAGUGAGCAUAGGGACAGUGAACCCCAUGAGAACUCCAAUUCCAGGACCAAGUUUUAUCAACUCCUAGAAUCAAAUCCCAGAGCUGAUGCUGUGGCUGCUGGCUGAUCCUAUGUUUGUCUGAAUGAUGGAAGAAAACAACUAGCCUUCUUUCUGCCUUCUUUUUAUGUUUGAAGUCCACUUAGUUCUGUAAUUUUGAUGAUAAUUCAAACCCAUAAACACCCCUAACAGUAGCUUGAAGACAGCAGCUAACAGGCAUUUAAUUAUGCUUCACGGUGAAAGCACACCUGGUUCCGAAGGACGUAGUGGAGGAUCAAGCCGUCCAUGGCUAAGAAACUUUUAAACUCAGUCUUGGCAAAAGGAAUAACUAACUUGUGGCCCUAUUAGAUUCCUCGCGAUACUCUGGGGAUGUCCCCAUUGGUAAUGUACAUUGAAGAGGUUUUAGAUUCUUACCAAAACAAGAAAAUUAGAAGAGGCUUUAGAUUGAUUUAUGAAGCAUGUAUCCUAGUCGUGUUAUGUAUAUGUAUAUGUUCCUCUCUUUGCUUGGAAAAUGUAAUGCAGCAGAACAAGAUUGUCUGAACAUAUCUAUAGACGGUUGCCUUUACAUUCUUA